Molecule: messenger RNA, 2637 nt
Organism: Eufriesea mexicana
Lineage: Eukaryota; Metazoa; Arthropoda; Insecta; Hymenoptera; Apidae
Product: 26S proteasome non-ATPase regulatory subunit 2
Exons: 14
Coding region: 67-2637 (856 amino acids)
Biological process (GO): regulation of protein catabolic process; proteasome-mediated ubiquitin-dependent protein catabolic process
Cellular component (GO): proteasome storage granule; proteasome regulatory particle, base subcomplex; nucleus
Molecular function (GO): enzyme regulator activity
Source: RefSeq, a predicted model, not a curated record
GACACGCGUCUGCAGGAAGAGCUGUUCCAGUUGGUCGACGUGCUGCUGGGGAAAGACGAGAACGUGAUGCUGAUAUCCCUGAGCCAACUGCGACUGCUGAUGCAGACCUCGACCACUUCGAUGACCUCCGUGCCAAAACCCCUGAAAUACCUGAAGAGCCUUUACAAAGACAUGAAGCACGCUCAGACGAAGAUCCAGAGGAAGGACGUGAGACGUCAGUUCGCGGAAGUGUUGAGCGUGUUAUCGAUGGCUGGAGCAGCACCUGGGUCCAAGGAAUGCCUCCGAUACUGCAUGGAGGGUGAGGUGACGAACCCUGGUGAAUGGGGUCACGAGUACGUGCGACAGCUCGAGGCUGAGAUCGUGGACGAGUGGACGAAUGCUCCUGUAAAAGACGAGGAUCGUAUAAGAACAGAGUUCACUCCUCUGGUGAAAGGUAUCAUACAGUUCGACAUGAAGCACAACGCCGAGAUACCUGGCUGCGACCUAUGCUUGGAGAUCGAUCAGCUGAAUUUCCUGAACGAUUCCUUGGACAACACGAACUUCGAUCGAGUCUGCAGGUAUCUGGAGAGCUGUGCAGCCUACAGCGAGGAUACUGAGAGAAGACGGAUAUUAGAAACCGUGGUGGAUUAUUACUUGCGAUUCAAGGAAUACUGCAAGGCAAUGCUAGUAGCUCUGCAAUUAGGUGACUCUGAUCUCGUGCACGAGUGCAUCACCACCUGUCCUGACACCCUGAUGCGAAAACAAUUGGCAUUUAUACUCGUGAGGCAGAAGGAGACCAUGUUAAAGAAAAUUUACCAAGGAGACGACGCGAAGGAUAUCGAAGACAUCCUGAGCAACUCUCACGUGAACAACCAUUUCCAUCUACUCGCCAGAGAGCUGGAUAUUAUGGAACCCAAGCACCCAGACGACAUUUACAAGACCUGGCUAGAGAGCAACACCCUGAGACGCACGGAUCACGACUCGGCCAGAGCCAACCUAGCAGCUACCUUCGUCUCUGGAUUCGUUCACGCAGGAUUUGGACAGGACAAGCUGAUGGAGAACACUUCCGAAUGCUGGGUUUACAAAAACAAGGACCACGGAAUGCUCUCGGCUACCGCUUCCUUGGGUCUGAUACACAUGUGGGACGUAGACGGUGGUCUGGUACCGAUCGACAAGUACCUUUACACCAACGAUUACAACAUCAAGGCAGGUGCCUUGCUCGCUAUAGGCUUGGUCAACUGCGGCGUUCGCAACGAAUGUGAUCCAGCACUGGCACUGCUCAGCGAUUACGUGUGCUCUGAGAACGCCAUGCUGAGAAUCGGCGCUGUGCUAGGAUUAGGCCUGGCCUACGCUGGCUCGCAGAGAUCCGACGUCACGGAUCUUCUGACGGCAGUUUUGGUGGAUAAAGAAAGUAACAUGGAGGUCGUGGCUCUCGGAGCAAUCGCGAUAGGCUUGAUAAACGUUGGCUCUGCGGACGCUGAAGCUUCAUCGGUUCUCCUGCAGAGGUUUUUGGAAUUCACUCCUGAAAAACUGUCUGACACCCACUCCAGAUUUGUGCCAUUGGCUCUGGGGAUGGUCUACAUGGGCUGUCGUGACGUGAUAGACACCCCGUCGGCCGCAUUGGAGGUCCUACCUGACCCUUACAAGCUUGCUGCACAGACCAUGCUGCAGGUGUGCGCGUACGCUGGGACAGGGGACGUGCUGAUCGUUCAGGAACUGCUACGAAUUUGUUCAGAACCUGUGGACGGCGAGAGCGUUCCAGUCACGCCGGCUAGUAGCCCCGUGAUUAGCUGCUGCGAUCAACGUCCUCGAAGCAUAGAGACAGCUGAGAAAAAGAACAAGGAGAAAUCGGAAGAAAAAACUGGAGGAUCAAAGGAAAUCGAAUCGUCCCAGGCCAUCGCUACUUUGGGAGUCGCUGCAGUUGGGCUGGGCGAAGGAAAGGAGAACUCGAGGAUCUUUGGUCAGAUCGGAAGGUACGGUCCCCUAACUGCCAGACGUGCCAUGCCACUGGCUCUGGGUCUCUCCUCCCUGUCAAACCCUGACCUCCCAGUCCUGGACGUCCUCAACAAAUACAGCCACGACAACGACUCUGACGUGGCCAACAACGCCAUCUUUGCUCUCGGUCUCGUCGGUGCUGGCACAAACAACGCUCGUCUUGCAACCAUGCUGAGGCAAUUAGCCUGCUACUACGCGAAGAAUCCCACGCACCUGUUCCUAGUUAGGAUUGCUCAGGGCUUGGUCCACCUUGGCAAAGGCACGCUAUCCAUCUCUCCGUUGAGAUACGCCUCCAAGGUGUUGGACAGAGCUGCUUUGGCUGGUCUCUUGGUAGUCCUGGUGGCGUUUCUGGACUCUCAGAGCCUGAUCCUCGCAAAGUCUCAUUACCUGAUGUACUGUCUGGCACUCGCAAUGGAACCCAGGUGGCUGGUCACGUUGGAUGAGAAUUUGCAGAGUUUACCGGUGUCCGUGCGGGUUGGCCAAGCUGUGAACAUCGUGGGCAAGGCUGGCAAUCCUAAAUCUAUCUCUGGUGGGUACGUGCACACGACUCCGACGUUGCUCUCAUCCGGGGAAAGGGCAGAGCUUGCUCUAGACGAGUACGAAGCGUUGUCCAGCGUGUUAGAGGGGUUCGUUAUUCUUCGAGAAAAGCUGAACGUUUCCUAG